AUGGCAUCAUCUCUGUUCACUUACUCCUCCACCUCUCGAAGGGUAGUUCCUGCCCCAAACUCUCCUCCUCUUCCAAUUCACAUCAAGGCUACAAACAUUGUUUUCAACCCUGAUAUUCCAGAUGUUCAUCAAGGUCUUGGACUCGAUGAUUUUGUCAAUUUCUUAGAUUCCUGCCGCCUACGAUACGCAAUCAGCGAUGUUCCAUUCGAGUUCUUCCCUGAACAAGUAUGUGAGUUCUACUACACUGCAACUGUCAAUGACGACAACAAUGCCAUCACCGGAACCAUUGGCCGUGGAAGACACUCUAUCUUCAUCACCGUAGAACUUCUUAGUGCUUCCCUAAGGUUACCUAUCUUUGAACCUUUCUCUAAACCUCUCACUAUUGAACGGUGUAGACGUAUGUUUGAUCAACUGGUUUAUGAUCACUCAAAGUUGAGUAAUUAUGAGCAACAAGUCGUCUGCUCACUGCUUCUCAACAAAAGACUGGAUUAUGGAGCUCUAUUCAUUGAUCAGCUUGUUCAGCUUCUUCGUGCAAAUGUACGCGCUGAUCAUGUUCCGUUUCCACGCUGGAUCGCUCUUGUGUUCGACAAGUUCUUUGCUACAGACUACUUCUCGCAUUCUGGAAAUCCCAUCCAAUUCCCACGCAUGUCUGUUCGCAUGUAUCAAGAUGAUCCUCUGGAUACUGACAUUGGAAUCUCUGAUAGGAUGAGAGAAUGGAUUGCAAAUCCAUACUCUGUUCUUUCUCUCACCGCUAACACUAAUGAAGGAGGUGCUGAUGGUAAUCAUGUAGAUCAAGCUGGUCAAGAGGAUGAACCAUAUGAUGGUGGUCAUUUCUCUCCUCAACUUUCUCAUCAUAUCGACUCAGUUGCUAAUGUUCCCUCAGCUCAAAAGGAUUCACUGAGUUAG
This is a messenger RNA of Lactuca saligna, 906 nucleotides long. Lineage: Eukaryota; Viridiplantae; Streptophyta; Magnoliopsida; Asterales; Asteraceae. The record is from the annotation of a GenBank genome assembly.